UUUUUUUUUUCAUUCUUAGUAUGAACUUUUUCCAAAAUUAUUCUACUGCAAGCGCACAAAAUAAAUCUGAGACCAAAUCACAUAUUAAACCAUGGGUAGAAAAAUACCGCCCAAAAACUAUUGACGAUAUCUCUUCCCAGGAACAAGCUGUAGCAGUAUUGAAAAAAGCAUUACAGUCGAACAAUUUGCCACAUUUACUAUUCUAUGGACCACCUGGUACUGGUAAAACAUCUACUAUUUUAGCUCUAGCACAAGAACUUUACGGUCCAAAGUUUGCCAAAUCUCGUACUCUUGAACUGAAUGCAUCUGACGAACGUGGUAUCAACAUUGUCCGAGAAAAAAUCAAAAACUUUUCCCGUUCUACUUUGACAGCUAGUGACACUGAUAGCAAAUACCCUAAUCCUCCAUACAAAAUUAUCAUUCUGGAUGAAGCUGAUUCUAUGACAAAAGAUGCCCAAUCUGCAUUACGAAGAACAAUGGAAGCAUACUCGAAAACAACUCGUUUCUGUAUUAUCUGUAAUUACGUCAGUCGUAUCAUCGAACCUAUUACUUCAAGAUGUGCCAAAUUUAGAUUCAAACCGCUUCCUGUUGCUGAUCUUACUAGUCGUCUUGAAAUGAUUUGUAACAAAGAAAAUGUAACUUUGGCUAAUGGCACUAUGAACGCAUUGAUCAAAGCAUCAAAUGGUGAUCUCCGUAAAGCAAUCACUUUCUUACAAAGUGGAGCAAAUCUACAUAAAACUGAAAGCGUCACUGUGGGAACGAUCAACGAAAUGGCUGGGCUCAUUCCGGAUGAUACUAUGCAAAAUAUAAUCAAGAAACUGGAAUCUGGAAAUACAAAUGAUAUUGAAGAAUUGGCACAAGAUCUGAUGAACGCUGGCUAUUCUGGAGAACUAUUGGUAUAUCAGCUGCACGACGUGAUAUCACGAAAUGAAUUCUUAAAUUUGACAUCAUUACAACAAAGCAAGAUUUCUCAAAUCCUGGGUACGGCUGAUUUUCAUCUUAUUCGUGGUGCUGAUGAACAUAUACAAAUAUUGAACGUCUUAUUACAGUUGGGUCUGAUAAUUUCGGAAUAGUAUAGCUCCUUUUUUUAGAAAAUAAAAAAAAAAAAUUAAGGAUUUUUUUUUUUUGGAUGUAUUAUAGUAUUUGAUUGGUCAACAAAAUUGCAUGAAUGGAUUUUAUAGAUGCGAGUCACAUCACCAUCAGUUUGAAAAGAAUAAAGUCGGUGUUAAAAAAUUUCCCUUUCCUUUUCCUUUUUCUUUCAACCUUUUUUUUUUUUUUUUACUUUU
Halteromyces radiatus is the source of this 1286-nucleotide messenger RNA. RefSeq names its product replication factor C subunit 2. Lineage: Eukaryota; Fungi; Mucoromycota; Mucoromycetes; Mucorales; Cunninghamellaceae. Gene Ontology annotation, cellular component: DNA replication factor C complex; nucleus. Gene Ontology annotation, biological process: DNA repair; DNA-templated DNA replication. The transcript is spliced from 9 exons. The coding region runs from base 21 to 1073 and encodes 350 amino acids. Gene Ontology annotation, molecular function: DNA binding; ATP binding; ATP hydrolysis activity. The record is from RefSeq and is a predicted model, not a curated record.